GGGAACCUCCACCCUCCGGGCCUCCAGCUGGCCGGGGUCCGAGGGGUCCGUAGCCUGGGCCCCGGGGGGAAGGUCGCUGGGUCCCGCGUCGCCCGUUGAAAACGACCCGGGGCUGGUGACCCUGGUGUCUCCCGUUCGUCUGCGUUCCCUGGGGACCCGGCCCUGUGCGGAGAGGGAAGGUGCAGGGCUGCCGACCGGAGUACGACGAACCUACGGAAGACCACCCUUGGUCGGGGCUGGCACCGGUUUGGGCCGCGACACUCAAUGGAACCCGCUGUACAUCGCAGUUCGGGGCGCAGCCGGGCGACGGGGGAAGUUUCACGAAGCAGCCCUGGCGCCUCGCGUGCUCUGCGCUCGGUGUUUUCUCAUCUCGUCAGUUCCAUUUUUCCAAAUACUGUUCGUGACCCAAGUCAACGAUUUGGGGAUCCCGGGCUGCGACCUGCAGUUUGAGAAAACAUUGCUCCGCUCAGUGGGUCCCCGCCAGCAUUUGCUUACCAUGAGACGGAAGGGGAAAUAGGGUGCAUCAGACAGUUGGUGUUUUUGGUUAACUAAAGCUCUCUCGGCUGUGCCUGUGCCAAGGUACCGUGUAGAUGCGUGAACAGGAGGUGCAUAAUGAAUCCGAGUAUGAAGCAGAAACAAGAGGGAAGCAGAGAGAAUGUAAAGAAUAGUCCUGUGCCCAGAAGAACGCUGAAGAUGAUUCAGCCUUCUGCAGCUGGGUCCCUUGUUGGAAGAGAAAAUGAGUUGGUUAAAGGCUUGUCCAAAAGGAAACACUGGAACGACCAGUUAACAUCCAAGGCUACCAGCUCUGGAGUUGUUACUGUCCCAGAACACAGUGAAAAUAUAAAUUUUAGUGAAGUUACUCAAGAAGCAUAUGAUCUUAUGAUUGCAGAAAAUCCAUCCUCUCAGUAUUGGAAAGAAGUGGCAGAAAAACGGCGGAAGGCUCUCUACGAAGCGCUGAAGGAGAAUGAGAAACUUCAUAAAGAAAUUGAACGGAAGGACAGUGAAAUCGCCCGCCUGAGGAGGGAGAACGAGGAGCUGGCCGAGGUAGCCCAGCACGUGCAGUACAUGGCGGAGGUGAUGGAGCGACUGCAGGAGGAGCCUCUGGGUAACAUCGAAUCACCAAAUAGUCAGGAGUGUGACUCAGAAGAGGAAACGGGUGAGGACUCGGCUGUGGAAGACCCAGACGUUGUUCCGUGCGCCGAAGAGGCGGUGUCUUCCUCUACAGAUGCCAGGCCCGGUGUGUGAAAGUCACGUGUGCCUGACUCCUGAGAGAUGCGCUGCUGGAGUUUACCUCCACUAGCGUUCUUGGUAGCAGAGCGACGCCUAUACUGCAGAGGGGGAGUCAGACCUCCUUGUUGGAAUCCUGGGACCCCCGUUGUAUUAAAAUACAAAUACUAUGUAUUUUUAAUCUAUGAUGUUUUAUGUAAAUAGCAUUUUCUCAGUGGUCAGACAUGACUUGUGUGUAUGAUAAAUAAACUUCAGUCCCUUGCUGAGCAUUGUGCGUAUCUUGGAGGAAUGAAGUACAACCAGGCUAUAAAAA
Molecule: messenger RNA, 1540 nt
Organism: Mustela erminea (ermine)
Lineage: Eukaryota; Metazoa; Chordata; Mammalia; Carnivora; Mustelidae
Gene: GMNN
Product: geminin DNA replication inhibitor
Exons: 7
Coding region: 613-1245 (210 amino acids)
Biological process (GO): negative regulation of cell cycle; negative regulation of DNA replication
Cellular component (GO): nucleus
Source: RefSeq, a predicted model, not a curated record